This is a messenger RNA of Boleophthalmus pectinirostris (great blue-spotted mudskipper), 2871 nucleotides long. RefSeq names its product cytochrome P450 27C1 (gene cyp27c1). Bases 227 to 1855 code for a protein of 542 amino acids. Gene Ontology annotation, biological process: C21-steroid hormone biosynthetic process; cellular response to peptide hormone stimulus; cholesterol metabolic process. NCBI's taxonomy places the organism in Eukaryota, Metazoa, Chordata, Actinopteri, Gobiiformes, Gobiidae. The transcript has 9 exons. Gene Ontology annotation, molecular function: heme binding; monooxygenase activity; oxidoreductase activity, acting on paired donors, with incorporation or reduction of molecular oxygen. The record is from RefSeq and is a predicted model, not a curated record. Gene Ontology annotation, cellular component: mitochondrial inner membrane.
UUUGGGGAAGGAACGCCUAUUACCUAAAAGAGACUUAACCCUCCCAUUUUGGAACUGACCAUCCAAUCCCGUUCCACUGCGAAUGAUUGUACAAGCCAUGGCUUUAAAAGAGAACCACAAUCAAUGGAAAUCUAACAUUACGUUACAACAUAGGAGGGAUCAACUUUGCACGUGCAUCUUCUAAUAAGCAAAUAUAAACUGGACUAAACGCGCUCAUAGAGACACAAUGGUUAGCCUCAACCCUUUAACGACAGCAUGCUGGAGAAAUGUUCACGGCACACGGCAGCUGUUGGUCAAUUUACGCGCUUUGCACAAGUCCGCGACGAGCGAGGCUCUGGGGAUCUCCGCAGCUGGACAGGCGGACAUGCCCGAGAGGCUCCUCACGCCAGACACAGCCCGCGGCGGCAACAUGGAAAAAAUUGCCCUGAAGAGUCUGAAGGACAUGCCUGGCCCCAGCACUUUGUCCAACCUCAUCGAGUUCUUCUGGAGGGAUGGCUUUGCCAGAAUACAUGAAAUCCAGUUGGAGCAUCAGAAGAAGUAUGGGAAAAUCUUCAAGUCUCGCUUUGGGCCACAGUUGGUGGUCUCAAUCGCGGACCGUGAAUUGGUUGCCCAGGUUCUGAGGGCAGAGGGCGUGGCUCCACAGAGGGCCAACAUGGACUCCUGGAAGGAGUACAGAGACAUGAGAGGCCACUCGACGGGACUCAUCUCAGCAGAGGGGGAAGACUGGCUGAAGAUGCGCAGUGUCCUUAGGCAACUCAUAAUGCGACCACGGGACGUAGCAGUGUUUUCUGAUGAUGUGAACUGUGUUGUGGACGACUUAAUUAAGCGACUUCACUUUCUGCGCUCUCAGCAACCUGAUGGAGCCACUGUCUUAAAUGUGAAUGAUCUCUUCUUUAAAUACGCCAUGGAAGGUGUGGCAGUCAUUUUGUACGAAUGUCGACUUGGCUGUCUGCAAAAUGAGAUUCCAAAAGAAACUCAAGACUACAUAAGUGCACUACACCUAAUGUUCAGCACCUUCAAGACAACAAUGUACGCUGGGGCUAUUCCCAAGUGGCUCAGACCAAUCAUCCCCAAACCGUGGGAGGAAUUCUGCGACUCCUGGGACGGCCUUUUCAAAUUUAGCCACAUUCACGUCAGUAAGAGGCUUUCCCAAAUCAAAACCCAGCUGGAGUGCGGAGAGGAAGUUAAAGGAGGGAUGCUCACACAUUUGCUUGUCACCAAGGAGAUGACCAUGGAGGAGAUCUACGCCAAUGUCACGGAGAUGCUACUGGCUGGAGUUGACACGACUUCUUUCACCCUGUCUUGGGCCACUUAUUUAUUAGCACGUUACCCACAUAUACAGCAACAGAUCCAUGAAGAAGUGGAUAAAACUUUAGGACCCAACACAGUGCCUUCUGCUGAUGAUGUCUCUCAACUGCCACUUAUCCGCGGUCUGGUCAAAGAGACACUCAGGCUUUUUCCUGUUCUCCCAGGCAAUGGUCGUAUUACUCAAGAUGACUUGGUGGUGGGCGGAUACUUCAUCCCUAAAGGGACGCAGUUGGCUCUGUGUCAUUACUCAACAUCUCUGGAGGAGGAAAGCUUUACGGAUGCUACGGACUUUAGACCAGAUCGCUGGGUAAGAAAAGACACAACAGACCAUGUCGACAACUUUGGCUCCAUUCCUUUUGGCUACGGCAUCAGAAGUUGCAUUGGCAGAAGAAUCGCAGAGUUGGAAAUGCACCUAGCUCUCAUAAGGAUGAUUCAGAAGUUUCGCAUUGAGGUGUCCCCGAAGACUGAUUAUGUCAAAGCCAAAACCCAUGGCCUGCUCUGUCCAGGUGCCCCCAUAAACCUAAAGUUUGUUGAAAGGGAAUAUUAGAUGUACACUUUUGUAUAUAUAUGUCUUCUUAGUUGUGUUGAUAUAUUUUGAUAGAACAGUUUUUAGAGAUUUUAAUGCUGACUGAAGAGUUUUCUCAGCAGUAACUUAUUUUAACCUCCCUUGCUUUCUUAUAAAUGAAAUGGACUGAAAAUAUUAACUUUUUUGUAUGUAUAUUUAUACUCUUAGAUGUUUCAUUAUUUCAUUGCAACUCCCAUUAGUUGUUGAAAAUAAGCAAUGGGCACAUCCUGGCCAGUUCUAUAGCUCUUCUUUGACCUUUUUCUGUUUGUUAAGAAAAUAAUAGGGUUUGGCUGUUGUUUGUGUCCACUUGUGUCCAGCCUGACUGAUCAAAAAAACUUUAUACUUCACUGUCAGUUACAUUUUACUGAUUCCUUUGGUGUAAACAGACUUACGAAAGAGCACCAGCAAAUGUAUUGAAAAUGAAUGUAAUGUAUGUAUAUUAUGAGCUGUUUUCAUAUCCCUAAAAGUGGUAUUAAGAUAAGGUGUUUUCUAAAUGUAUGAAUGAGUAUAAUAUUUUGCAUCAAGAUGGUUGAAGGACUUAAAGUAACUUGAAAGUAAUAGAUGAAGUUUAUAGUUUACCAGUGUUAGAAAUACAAAAUACGAAAUGUGACUUUGGUAAACACAUUUAGCUGAAUCAGUGUUUCUCAAACUAUAAAUAUACUACAAUAAAUAUAGGCUACUAUAAAUAUUUGGAUUUCCAUGCAUAACCACCAUAUUUAACCUUUAUCAGAAUGAAGACGAACUCAAAGGAAGACCAAAAUAUGACAAACCAAAACAAUAAAAUUAAAGGUCAAAACCACAGAAAACGCUGAAAAAGCUUGUGUACCACCAGAGUUUGAGAGUCACUGAUCUAAAUCGAGGAAGGCCACAUAAUGAUGUAUAAUAAAGGCACCGUAUGUGAGGUAACUGUUGGAGGGGAGAAAGUUUGAUUAUGACAUUGAAGGAAUAAAUGUAAGUAGGCCUACUGUAUUUGUAUGGUAUGUUGGCUUCAGCAAAAC